AUGGGUGACAUCUGGAGAAACUGAGUAACAUUUCUCAAAAUCUUCAUUUCUGACAUGCCUGUGUGGAAUUGUAUAAUAUUUCUGGACGUGAGAAGAAUCCAUCUUGAAGCUCCAUUUUCCUUUCCAACUAAUGAACUCUUGAACUGAGCCAGAAGGGACAAUAGUUUUACAAACAGUUAAAUUUCAACACAACAACUGGCAUUCAGGUCAUAUGAAGACAGCAAAGGUAGUAAAUACAUAGUAGAGAAGGUUUAAUUUGACAGCAGCAAUAAAGCCAUAGUUAUCAGAAUGGCUCCACUGGUCAGGGACAAAUUAGCACCUUUCCCUCUUAUUUUCUUUAUGUGCAUCAUGUAAUCACCCCUUCUUUUUCAUAAAACCGCUUGCCUUUCCUCCCAGAGCACAGCACUUUUCUGGUUUCCCGCAACCCGUGCUCUCUGUACUGUAACUCCAAGACCCCCCAAGAAAAGCCUUUGUUCUUUUUCGGUUUCACCACCUCCUGUUAUUUCACACCUGCUUGACGAUGCAGGUUGCGGGUCCUGAGUGCUAAAGACCAACGGAUGACUCCUCACCUCCCCCGUUUUCCUUCUGUCCUUGAAAUUAAAAUGGAAAAAGUGUAUCCCCCACCUCACAGAGCUUUCUCACUUUCACCAACCGUCCCCUCGAGAACUGGAAACGUUUAAAGGUGGGGGAUUUAACUGGAAACCCCGGUGCCCAGGAUCCUGGAGUGCUCGGGGGCGCGCGGCCUCCUACCAGGGCGGGGACUGGCCCGCCUCCCUGAGCCAGAGACGCUCCGCGCGCCGCGGUGAGAACCCCCGGGCUUUCCAGCUGAAGCCGGCAAUCGCGCGCGGCCGGGAGCGACGAUGGGGAGGCCGGUGUUCAGGAGGUCCUUCUGUCGUCUGUCUGCCUACAGAUUGAUUUGGUUCUUUGCAGCAGUGAUGCCAUGCAGGGCGCAAGUGGUGGCCCAAAAUGAAAAAAGGCCACUGAACACACCUGCUUCCUUAAGAUGCUCUCUGCAAAAUUCUGAGGAAGUCUUGAUUGUGACAUGGCAGAAAAUCAAGCCUGUUAGCCCAGAAAACAUGGUCACCUUCAGCAAGAACCAUGGGGUUGUGGUCCAGCCCGCCUAUAAGGACAAGAUAAACAUCACCGAGCUGGAACUCAAGAACUCAACCAUCACGUUCUGGAAUACAACCCUGGAGGAUGAAGGGUGUUACAAGUGCCUCUUCAAUACUUUUGGUUCUGGGAAGAUCUCAGGAAUAGCCUGCCUCACCCUCUCUGUACAGCCCACAGUGUUCCUUCACUAUAAAUUCUUCGAAGACCACCUGAAUAUCACUUGCUCUGCCAAUGCCCGCCCAGCCCCUGUGAUCUCCUGGAAGGUGUCUGGGUCAGGGAUUGACAACAGUACUGAGGUUCUCUCCCACCCCAAUGGGACCACAUCUGUCACGAGCGUCCUCCAGGUCAAAGACCCCAAGAGUCAGGUGGGGAAGGAGGUGGUCUGCCAGGUGCUUCACCUGGGGAACGUGACCAGCGUCACGCAAACUGUGGAUAAAGGCUUUUGGUUUUCAGUUCCGCUCUUGUUAAGCAUUGUUUCCUUGGUAAUUCUCCUGGUUUUAAUCUCUAUCUUAUUAUACUGGAAACGUCAUCGGAACCAAGACUGAGAGCCAUAGAGGAAUCACACAGAACCCUGAAAAGUUACGCCCUGGUCUACUUGAAUCUGACUCAGGAGGAAGGCAGGAGGAAAAGGAUGGUUCUCUGAGGGACAGAAAGAGCAGAAGAGGUAGGGGUAAAAGACCUAAGAAUUUCAAGAUUUUCUACUGCCAUCUAAGCUACCCAGUGGUUGUGGGAGUUCUAAAAGAAGUCGUUUUACCUCUCAAGUCUGUUGUAGGACUUGAUUUUGUGAAGCAAUGAAGUAUUGUGCUGUUGAAUGGAGACUGGACUUUGAAUCAGUAGCCACAACUCUGAGGCUGACUCUGGCUCCAACGGAGGGCAACCCUCUGUUCAUCACUUUAUCUCAAUGAGCAUCCACACCUGCAUCUAGAAAAUUAGGAAGCUGGACAAGAUAGUUUGCCAAUCUGCUCUAAAAACUGAUAUAAUUCCAGGGAAAAGAGGAAUCAAGAAAUGGAAAAGAGAAAGGAGAACACGGGAAGGUGUUAAGGACCAAAGAACUUUUCUGAGACGACCUUUCACCUUUCUGUUGCUGUUUGAUCUCUUCUAUAUUGUUCUUAGGUCCACAAAUGUGUUUCCUCCUCAUGUGGUGGUGGUAGUCCUCUACCUGCUCACUGCUCUGUUAGUAAGUGAUCUUCCUAGAACUCUUGGUUUCACUUCUGUCCUUCAUGUCCUUCUGUGACUGACAUUUAGCACAAUGAAUAUGAGACUGAAUUCAUUGCAAAGUAACAUUGGCAACCUUAACUUUGCUUAUCUACUUGUAUAGAAGAAUAAGUAUUGUUAGCCCAGCAGCUCACAUUUAAAAAAAAGAAUUUCCUGUCCCAUUUGACUUAUAACAGGAUCCAGUUGUAUACCAAUCAUUGUGAAUUCAAAAGGAAAUAUAUGAUAAAAUAAAAACAGGCAUUUAGGAAGUUUCAAAUUCAAUUCAAAGUCAAUUCAAGUGCUUCUCUCUCCUGGCUUCUUUUCCCAUGUGUUAACUUCUCACAACAGUAGAGAAGGUGUGUAUGGGUUUACAAAUCCCUUUGUUCUAAAUAUAUUGUUCUAACUAGUGGAACAUUUUUGAACUCUUAAAAAUCACAAGACCAAAUUAGUGACAUUUGCAGUGCCCUUUGCUUUCUUGUCUCUGCUCAGUGACCUAAGAACUAAAGUAUAUGUUGUUUUCACUGUUGAAUUGGAUAUUUGUAUAUUUAGUAAGCUUUUCAUAUGUUAUUUAAUUCUGUAUUAUUUCUUAUAUUUGUAUUAAGAUACUGGAUGAUUAAAAGUGUCAAAUCUAA
Molecule: messenger RNA, 2936 nt
Organism: Enhydra lutris kenyoni (northern sea otter)
Lineage: Eukaryota; Metazoa; Chordata; Mammalia; Carnivora; Mustelidae
Product: OX-2 membrane glycoprotein-like
Exons: 6
Coding region: 861-1655 (264 amino acids)
Biological process (GO): negative regulation of macrophage activation; regulation of immune response
Molecular function (GO): cell-cell adhesion mediator activity
Source: RefSeq, a predicted model, not a curated record